CCCUCAACGGCCACAAACAAAACAUACUACACUUACCUUACAGAUUCAUUCGCACACCAUCCCGCAACACCCUCCCCCGCAGCGAUGGGGCCUAAGCGCUUAGCCGAUAACGAGGGCGCAAGCGGAUCCAAGCGGCGUCGCAGCCAGAAGCACUCGGGAUCCGCGAAAGGGGUAGCACCCGUUGACCCAACCUAUGGUCAGCGUGGUGUGUUCGGCAAUCUCGAGUAUGCCACCACCGUCCCGAGCGGCGACAACGACUUAGACUGUGAAGAUGAUGCCGAAGCACUAGCAUACCUCAGAUCUGUGCGAGAGCAAGCGUCUACGAUCCCCCACAUUCUCGUUGCGCAUAAGGCUGGCCCUCAGUUGCCUCUUGAGGCGAUUGUACCGCCUUCCGGUGGCCGUACUGACCAAAAACGCGUCGAAGAAGAGGAAGACGGGGCCGGGAUAUCCAUUGACCGGAGCGUCUACCAAGACGGGAAAGGCGACUUUAGGGGAUACUAUCAUGAUGGGGCGUAUGUCGCUUACCCGUCCGACCAUUUCAACGAGAAUAUAGAAGAGGAGGAGGAAGUCGAUGACGGCUACGACCAGAAAUACGGUGACGUGGAAGAAGGGUACGAGUAUCCCACGCGAGAAUACGAAGACGAAUCUAGCUCUGAGUCUAGCGAAGGCGGCCCGCGCAAUAGUAGCUCGGAUGAGAUACGCGACGCAUACUUUGCAUCUCUCGCAAAGCAGUUUUUAGCUCUCCGAAAUAUCCUGCGGACAAUUCCUCCAGACGACGUACUACUAUGCCUCCCCAAGUCAAAUACGACUGAAGUCGGCGAUUUCGGUCGCCUAUCCGACACGUUUUCCAAGUGGUCUGGCCGGCUCAGAGGCACGGACCCGUUGCCCGCACAGAUUGCCGGUAUGCAUAAGGACGGCGUCAUCCGGCUGCUGCGCAUCCUUCUCGGGGGCAAGUUCCUUCGCAAAAGACAAGAGCUCCGCGAACGCACCAGCAGGUGGAUAUGGGCCUUGCUCGCACGCCUACCCGACAAAGGCGAGCUCGACUACCAAGAGAUCGGCUGGGUCCGCGAACUUGGCAAGAGAGCGGUGCUUAUGAUGGUUAGCUUGGCCGAGAUGGAGGUCCUUCGAGAGCAUUGCGACGUAGAAGAUGACAGCGCCGGUACCCAGGAUGGCGAAGUCGAUGUCGAUGAGGGGAUCACCGAAGACCUCAGUGCGGAUGAAUUUUACGGCGAAGAUUACUCUGAGGACGACGCAGACAGCGGCGAUGCUGUCGCCCGGGAUUUUAGGCAAGUCCAAGACGAUAAAGUUGUCGAGGCCAACACUUCCGCCAGUGUCCUCGCCACCAAAUCUGAUACUAUAUGUAGAGGUGAUGGCGACCUAGCUGAUGGUAAGGUUGACAGAGCCGAAGCCGAGGCGGUUACCAACGUCCCAACCCUAGGGGGCGCGACAGAGGAAGCGUCAGAUGUUGAAAUGCAGAUCGACUCAGACGAGGAAGUGGACGGGGAAGUAUCCGACACACCCCAACAGCGGCCAGAGUCGGCAACUGACGUAGAGACGGCCAAGGCUCGCCUCUUCAGAGAACUCGACAGCGUCGAUAAUGAUGUCGUUAUAGAUAUAGAAGUUGCACCGUCCGCCCUCGAGGCCAAAAACUCUUCAAGCCAUCCUUCCCCCGAACAACAGAAGAAGCAGUCCACUAGCCUUCCUUCGGCAACAGAAGGCGAAGAAGACAUACAGGAAAAGAAGGAAAGCCUCCACAGGGCCAGGAUCAACGAGCGGGCCACCCUGAACAUGAUCCUCACUGUAGCCGGUGAGUUCUAUGGACAGAGGGACCUUCUCGAGUUCCGAGAUCCGUUCGGGGGCCUUGGGACCGAGUAG
Messenger RNA from Durotheca rogersii, 1875 nucleotides. RefSeq lists its product as uncharacterized. Gene Ontology annotation, biological process: spliceosomal snRNP assembly. Bases 85 to 1875 code for a protein of 596 amino acids. The record is from RefSeq and is a predicted model, not a curated record. The transcript is spliced from 2 exons. NCBI's taxonomy places the organism in Eukaryota, Fungi, Ascomycota, Sordariomycetes, Xylariales, Xylariaceae.